Molecule: messenger RNA, 699 nt
Organism: Prunus armeniaca (apricot)
Lineage: Eukaryota; Viridiplantae; Streptophyta; Magnoliopsida; Rosales; Rosaceae
Source: the annotation of a GenBank genome assembly
AUGGCGAAACUAAAACAUCUCAUUAGUUGCAAGGCUCUUACAAAGCUACCAAAUAAUCAGAAGCCGCCACCAUUCACAGGAGGGUUUGUUCCAAACAAACCAACUCAAAACAAAGUCUAUUCCUUCAAUCUAACCAAGGUGGAUACUUUGUUUGAUGAGAUACUGCUACAAAAGGCAAUAGAGACACCCCACAGGUUGCCCAAGCCAGAGGAACUCAAGGGCAAACAGAUGAACAGCAGGAAGGUUAAAGCUGGCGGAGAAACCUCCAUAAGUUACAACAGAUCCCUUUCCCCAGCCUCAAGUCAACAUGGUCAACUUAAAUUGGCCAGAACAAAAGAGAAACAACCCGCAACAGAAGCUAGCUCCAACAAAGGCAGAAGAGUCACGAGGGAGGCUAGUCAGAGGCCCAAGGCAACUAUCUCGGCCGGUGUAGUAUUGUGCAGCAACUGCAAGUGCGAGAGUGAGCUAGAAGUGAUUCUGGACAGACAGAAUCAGCCCACACCCAGUGUUUUUGACAGAAUCGGGACAUUAUACCAACAAGGCCCGAUUCCGGCUCUAUCUAAAGACAGAACAAGACAAAAGGACUAUCUUAGGCCUGCUCAGCGCAGCAGAAGGAUGACAGAGCAGCCCAAGAAGGAAAUACCAAUUAAGAUGUCCGAGAAUGAAAAGCCCUUGACAACUAUCAUAGAAGGCAGAUAG